GCCGCAGCGGGGCGGGCGCCCACGGCGAGGGGCGGGCGGCGCCCAUGAGACACACGCGCCGCGGCGCCGAGCCCGGGCCCCGGUGAGCCGGCGCCAUGGGGCAGGCGAGCUGCAAGGGGCUCUACCAGUCGCUGUUCGACUACAAGACGGAGAAGUAUGUCAUCGCCAAGAACAAGAAGGUGGGCCUGCUCUACCGGCUGCUGCAGCUCUCCAUCCUGACCUACCUGGUGGUUUGGGUAUUCCUAGUGAAGAAGAGUUAUCAAGACACUGACACCUCCCUGCAGAGCAGCAUCAUCACCAAAGUCAAGGGUGUGAUCUUCACCAACACCUCGGAGCUGGGGGAGCGGCUUUGGGACGUUGCUGACUACGUCAUCCCACCCCAGGGGGAGAACGUCUUCUUCGUCAUCACCAACCUGAUUGUGACCCCCAACCAGCGGCAGGAAACCUGUGCUGAGAAUGAAAGCAUUCCCGACGCCGUGUGCUCCGAGGACAGUGACUGUCCUCCUGGGGAGCCUGUCGUGACUGGAAAUGGAGUGAGGACCGGCCGCUGCCUGCGGGCGGAGAACAUGCAAAGAGGCACCUGCGAGAUCUUCGCCUGGUGCCCGGUGGAAACAAGGUCCAGGCCGGAGAAGCCUCUCCUGGGCAAGGCCGAAGACUUCACCAUUUACAUCAAGAACUUCAUUCGUUUCCCCAAAUUCAACUUCUCCAAGACCAAUGUGCUGGACACCGAGGACAGAGCUUACCUGAAGUCCUGUCGGUUUGGCCCCAAGGACCCCUACUGCCCCAUCUUCCGACUGGGGUCUGUGGUCAGGUGGGCUGGGAGCAACUUCCAGGAGAUAGCUGUGCAGGGCGGUGUGAUAGGGAUCCAGAUCGAGUGGGACUGUGAUCUUGACAAAGCUCCCUCUGAAUGCAACCCUCGCUAUUAUUUUAGCCGGCUGGACCGCAGGUUUUCCGGAAACUCUGUCUCCUCCGGGUAUAACUUCAGGUUUGCCAAAUAUUACCGCGAUGAAGCUGGGGUGGAGUUCCGCACCCUGAUCAAAGCCUACGGGAUCCGCUUUGAUGUCCUGGUGAAUGGCAGGGCAGGGAAGUUCAACAUCAUCCCCACAAUCAUCAACGUGGGCUCAGGGGUGGCACUCAUGGGUGUUGGGUCUUUCUUCUGUGACCUGAUACUCAUCUACCUGAUCAAAAAGAGCCACUUUUACCGCAACAAGAAGUUCGAGGAAGUACUGUCUGGCCACCCGGGGAACGGAAAGGUGACCUCGGAGCAGCUGCAGAACCUGCAGACGGUGGAGGCGUAGCCAGAGGCGGCUGAGAGCAGAUUUGGUGAAGACGGCUGCAGCUCUGAACGGGAAGAGGGAAGAGCCUGUGUCUGCAUGGAUUGGGGCUUCAGGCGCCACCACCCCACCUCCUGCACUUUGGGAUCUUGCUACAAGCUUUUUGUUGUGUGUGGGGGAGGGGAGCCUCCCAGUGUCAGAGCUCAGGGCUGGGAGGAGAGAUGCUAGAGAAGGAAGGGGCAGGCCGGGGUGUAAAUGAUACCAAGUGUUUCCAUGUUGUCUGAGAGCCUAGUUGGAUAUUCACACAUUCAUACAUGCAGUAAACAUUUUUUGCUGUGGGCUGGGCCCUAUCGAAGACAUGCUUAAAUGAGAUGCUGAACUGGCCCUCAGGGAGUGGAGCACCGUGUAAUUUCCUCUGGAGACUACAGACUCAGAGCCAGGCUCAGCCAUCUGGCCCUCCUCCAGCCUCCAGCUGACUUUCACAGAGAGGGCAGGGAGGCCUCCCACCAGUCUGACCUGCCCAGCCUGGGGAGGCUCCGGGAUAGCAACUUGCCCAGAUGGGAGACACUGCCUUUUUUUGGCUCUUGCUAUUUGGUGGGGUUGGUUGUCCUUAACCAGCUCCCCUCCCCCUCUCCUCAAAGGCUGGCUGGGUCUGAAGGGCUAAGGACAGGGUGCUCCCUCAGCAGGUAGGAACAGUUGUUAGGGAGGCCCUCACCCUCCUUCCCACCCCACCCCGCUGCUCCCUCCCUCACUGUCUGUAGAACUCUCCUCAAGCUGUGGUCCCCGGACCAGCAGCCUUGGCAUCACCCGGGAGCUUGUUAGCUCUUCCUUCUCCUAAAUCAGGGCUGGCGUGGCAGUGGGGCUCAGGGGCUCCUUACACUCCGAGAAGCCCUGCCCGGGUGAGGAGCUCUGCAAAGCCUGAUUCUGAGGGAGAAAAGAGCCAGCUUGGUGGGUGUCGCCAAUUUCCAGGCCAGACUUACUAGUACACACCUUCUCCCUUGACACCAUAGGACCCCCUUCCGGCCCCAGGGAAAGGAGCAUUACACUCAGAAUAUUUUAACAAGGCAACACUUAUAGGAUUCAAAAUUUUAAAGGUACAAAAGAAUAGACAGCAAAAGCUUUCCUCCCACCUGUUCUCGAGGCAGCCUGUGUCACCAAUUCCGAGAGGCUCCUUCGUUUUCAAACGAGUCCACUUGUUACUCAGGACGUGAACUUUUCCUCAUGCCUGCAACAUCAGACCUGACGCCUGUCAGAGAGGGGCACGAUGGAAUGGCCUAGAACUCUGAACUACGGCAGUAAAGGCCCGCAGUGCCCGAUGCACAGCCGCCAGGACCCCGGGGAGCUCCCUCUCUGGAAGUGCGCUCUCGACCUCCCCGGAGUCAGGGGAGCCUGGUUCUCUGCACGCAGAGGGGUGAGCAUCCUUCCCCUGAGGCCUUGGGAGAGGGUCAGAGGGGUCUGGAAGGCUCCGCCACCAGGGCCGAAGGCUGUGGUCCCCAGAACAGGAACCCCUUUGGAACAAGCAGCUCCCUCGCCUUGGGCUGCCUGCUAACCAGUCAACAGCCCACCUGCUCUCUGAAUAGAAAGUGAAAAACCAGGGCGAUCCAUUAUGAUGUUUCACUUAAUCACUAAAGCCAACUCUUAAGAGUGGACAAUCUAGCCUCUUAUGUUUGGCAGGAAGUAACAAGGGCAGGGGCAUGGCUGCUCAGAGUUGAUCUGGUUUCUCUUAACCUAUUUUUGGAAUUGCCUGGCAGGAGCCAUAAAUCACAGGAACAGUUGUACUGUUUAUUUUAUAUUGGAAUGAAAUGUCUUCCUACAUUAUUCAGUCAGUAAAUAUUUAUUAAAUA
This is a messenger RNA of Pipistrellus kuhlii (Kuhl's pipistrelle), 3118 nucleotides long. It is a transcript of the gene P2RX5, whose product is annotated as purinergic receptor P2X 5. Gene Ontology annotation, molecular function: purinergic nucleotide receptor activity; extracellularly ATP-gated monoatomic cation channel activity; ATP binding. Lineage: Eukaryota; Metazoa; Chordata; Mammalia; Chiroptera; Vespertilionidae. Gene Ontology annotation, cellular component: nuclear inner membrane; plasma membrane. The coding region runs from base 96 to 1298 and encodes 400 amino acids. Gene Ontology annotation, biological process: response to ATP; monoatomic cation transmembrane transport. The record is from RefSeq and is a predicted model, not a curated record. The transcript has 12 exons.